AUGAAGAUCAAAGCCAACAACAUCGACAUCGAAAUCGAAGACACCCACCCCGGCGACAGCACAGGCCGGCCCGUGGUGCUGCUCAUCAUGGGCCUGGGCAUGCAGCUCAUCGCCUGGCCGCCGGCCAUGGUGCAGGCGAUCGCCGAUGCGGGGUUUCGGGUGCUGCGCCUGGACAACCGCGACAUCGGCCUGUCGCAGCACUUCGACCACCUGGGCACGCCCAGCCUGCUCUGGGAAGGCCUCAAGUUCCGCCUGGGCUGGCGCAUACGCCCGCCCUACAGCCUCGAAGACAUGGCCGCCGACACCCUGGGUGUGCUGGACGCGCUCAACAUCGCCAAGGCGCAUGUGGUGGGUGUCAGCAUGGGCGGCAUGGUGGCGCAGCGCCUGGCGGUACUCGCACCUUCGCGGCUGCUCAGCCUGUCCAGCAUCAUGAGUUCCAGCGGCGCGCGCGGCCUGCCCGAAGCCAGCCCGGCCGUGACCCGUAUAUUGCUGAGCCGGCCCGCCGGCAAGGGCGUGCAGGCCGCCGUGGACCACACCGCCAGGCUGCUGAAAGCCAUCGGCAGCCCCGGUUUUCCCACGCCCGACGCCGAGCUGCGCCAGAAAGUUGCCGCGGCGGCGCAGCGCAGCUUCCACCCGCAGGGCGUCGUGCGCCAGAUGGUGGCGAUUGCCGCCGACAGCACGCGCGCCGCGGCGCUGGCCAGGGUGACGGCGCCCACGCUGGUGCUGCAUGGCCGCGCCGACCCGCUGGUGCCCAUGGCCUGCGGCGAGGAUACGGCCAGGCGCAUUCCGGGUGCGCGUUUUGAAAGCAUUGAAGGCAUGGGCCAUGAUUUACCGCCCGGUGUGGUGGAGCGCCUGCUUGCGCUCUUGAUUCCCCAUUUCAAGGCCGCAGCCACUACGUAA
Tuber aestivum (summer truffle) is the source of this 900-nucleotide messenger RNA. The record is from the annotation of a GenBank genome assembly. Lineage: Eukaryota; Fungi; Ascomycota; Pezizomycetes; Pezizales; Tuberaceae.